AUGGAAGGCACACAGGCGUAUGGUCCCGUCUUGGUCUUCCUGCAGCAGCACAGCACCUACCACUCUGUCAGAGGUAUCCAUUUCUAUAAUCAAAGGCCUGUGGGGGUCUGCAUGAGCCAGGGGUUACUUCUGGAUAAACUUGGCAUUUGCCACUUACAUAAAACCCUUCGAAUUAUCAUGGACGGAGCACCACCUAAGAAGAACUCAAUGCUAAUCAUCAAAGAUCUGGUUUUUGAUGAGGUGCCAGUGAGAGUGUACUGUCUCAAUAAAUCACUUUCUGAGAACAGGAGAGGAAUUAUCUAUCUGCAUGGAGGUAUUGGAGUACUCGGAAGCAUCCAAUCAAGUGAACUAUUCAGCCGCUGCCUUGCCUUAGAAAGUGACUCAGUGGUUGUGAGUGUUGGCUUCCGUUUAGCUCCUGAGCACGUGUUUCCAGUCGCGGUUCAAGACUGUUGUACUGCUGCAACCCACUUUUUGAAGAAUGCAAAGGAAUACGGUGUGGACCCCAGCCGCAUUGUUAUUGGGGGGGAUAGUAGUGGGGGCACAUUUGCAGCUUCCGUUUGUCAAAUCUUGGCAGCAAGAAAGGAUCUACCAAGAGUGCGAGCUCAGUUCCUGAUCUACCCGCUCCUCCAAGCAAUGGACUUCAACUUGCCUUCCCAUCAGCAAAACCGUUCAGUUAUCUUGUUUUUCAACAAAUGGGCUGUCCGGUUUGGUAUCCAAUAUCUCACAGGCAAGAUGCCCAAAGAUGUGGAUGGGAUACUGAAGGGCUCCCAUGUCCCUGAUGACACAUGGGAGAAGUACCAAAAAUGGAUUUCUGCUGAUAACAUCCCAGAAGAAUUUAAAAUUAGGGGCUAUAGGCCGAUAGAACGUGCUCCGUUCUCAGAAAAUUUUUAUGAAUUAUUCAGAUCAGGUUGUAAUGCAAUGUUCUGCCCACUUUUAGCAGAAGAUUGUGUUCUCCAAAAGCUCCCCGAGACAUUAAUUUUAACCUGUGAAUAUUGUUCUGUCCGAGAUGAUGGGUUGUUGUACAAGAAACGUCUGGAGGACAAUGGUGUGCAGGUGACAUGGCAUCAUAUUGCGGAUGGAUUUCAUGGAGUUCUUUUGCUAAUUGGUCAUGGGCCAUUGGAAUUUCAGAGUUCAAGGGCAUCCUUUCAACAUUUAAUCAAUUUCUUAGAACGGUUAUAA
Messenger RNA from Lacerta agilis (Sand lizard), 1179 nucleotides. Its product is annotated as arylacetamide deacetylase-like 3. Lineage: Eukaryota; Metazoa; Chordata; Lepidosauria; Squamata; Lacertidae. The coding region runs from base 1 to 1179 and encodes 392 amino acids. The transcript has 4 exons. Gene Ontology annotation, cellular component: membrane. The record is from RefSeq and is a predicted model, not a curated record. Gene Ontology annotation, molecular function: carboxylic ester hydrolase activity.